Messenger RNA from Mesorhabditis spiculigera, 576 nucleotides. Lineage: Eukaryota; Metazoa; Nematoda; Chromadorea; Rhabditida; Rhabditidae. The record is from the annotation of a GenBank genome assembly.
AUGUGCUUGUAUUUUUGCAUGGCGGCUGCUUUAGCUGCUUCUGAAACGGACACAGAGCGGCAACAACAACGGAACCCGGCCCGGCGGCCCUAUCUUGAUUCGAAAGGCAAACACCACUGUGCACUGACCAGGAAGAAAUGGGCCGAAUGGGGAGAAAGAUCGAAGGCAACACUCGUAUUAGUAUCCCUGCCCGUCAUCGCCGGGCCAGCCGUCCAUUUAGCGAUGGUUAUUUUGCUGAUGAUCGAUGUGGGAAAGUACCCGCAAGACUACAACGGCUCGGCCCAACUGAUCGUGACGGUUCUGGUCCUGGCGGGAGGCCUGAUUUGCCUCCUGGCGUUCGCUGUGAUCCCCCUAAACCUUUCCGGUGUGCGCAGGAGGAGCUACGCGCAUCUAAGGAUUUCACGUGUCUUACUGAUUCUCUUAAUCGUGCUCUACUUGGCAAGCUUCAUUGGAUUGAUUUGGCAUCAUGAUUGGAUCGGGCUAGGGAUUGGAGCGGCCAGCAUCAUCUGGAUGAGCAUCACGCUUACGCUACUGCAACGCCAUAUAAAACGAAUGCUGUUGUGCCCGGCUUGCUAU